Messenger RNA from Parascedosporium putredinis, 2043 nucleotides. Lineage: Eukaryota; Fungi; Ascomycota; Sordariomycetes; Microascales; Microascaceae. The record is from the annotation of a GenBank genome assembly.
AUGUCUAGCGCCAACAUGACUGGCGCAAAGCGCCGUCACGAUGCAUCAUCUGAAAAGACGGACAAGCGUGAAUUUCCCAAGCGCCCAUGCUUGGAGAAGAAGACGGACCUCAGCAGGUGGCGCCUCCAGGAUGAUGGAGGCCGAUUGACCUGGCAUUAUAUGCUGGAUGAGCAGGCUGCGAAGGAGUGGCCCCAGAGCGACGCGGACAAGUGGUAUCUAGGCCUCCCGCUGGACGCCCCGGAUCUGCCCAAGGCCAUGAAUCCGCUUGAUGCUGCCACCAACGGACUCAAUUUCUUUGAGAGGCUUCAGCUCCCCACAGGUACCUGGGGCUGCGAGUAUGGCGGUCCCAUGUUUUUGAUUCCGGGCUUCGUCUUUGCGUGGCAUGAUGGCGGCUGGGGCCUCCACAUCGAAGGCGAGAGCUCCGUGUUUGGAACCGCAAUGAACUACGUCGCCCUGAGGCUCAUUGGUGUGGAUGCGGAAGACCCCGUCAUGGUCAAAGCCCGAGGCACUCUUCACAAGCUUGGCGGAGCGACCCACGGGCCGCACUGGCUCAAGUUUUGGUUUGCCGUGCUGGGCUUGGUGAAGUGGGAAAUCGUCAAUCCGGUGCCACCAGAGAUUUGGUUGCUACCUGACUGGGUACCUAUUGCUCCCUGGCGAUGGUGGAUCCACAUCCGCAUGGUCUUUCUCCCCAUGUCCUACGUCUACUCGAAGAAGUGGGUCUGUGAGGAGACGGACGUGAUCAAGGAACUCAAGAAUGAGCUCUUCGUGGAGCCGUGGGCGGAGAUCAACUGGGACGGCAACCGAAAUAGCAUCUCGGAUAUGGACAACUACCAUCCUAAAACCUGGCUUCUCAACGUGGCGAACUGGUUCCUUGUGAAGGUGUGGAACCCGUACCUGCGGACGGAUCGUAUUAAGAAUUGGGCCGAGGCGUGGACGAGCGAGCUAGUAGACAUGGAGGAUGCCAACACCGGGUAUGCGUGCCUCGCGCCUGUGAACGCACCGCUCAACACUUUGGUGUGCUACAUCCGUGACGGGCCAGACGCCUACUCUACCCGUCGUCACAUCGAAAGGCUACAAGAGUUCAUCUGGGUCAAGGACGAGGGCAUGCUCGUCAAUGGAACCAACGGCGUGCAAUGCUGGGAUACCGCAUUUGCGAUCCAGUCUGCCAUGGCCGCUGGGCUUGAGACGGAUGACAGAUGGCGGCCUAUGCUCACCAAGGCCCUCGAGUUCCUCGACAACCAGCAGAUUCGCGAAAACUGCAAGGACCAAGAAAAAUGCUACCGCCAACAGCGCAAGGGCGGGUGGCCCUUCAGCAACAAGGACCAAGGAUAUGCUGUCAGCGAUUGCAUCUCCGAGGCUCUCAAGGCUGUGAUCCUUCUCCAGAAGACAGACGGUUACCCUCAGUUGAUCAACGAUCAGCGCAUAUUCGACGCCAUUGACACGCUCCUCGUCUACCAAAACGCCGACACUGGUGGCUGUGCCUCGUACGAGCUGCGCCGGGGCGGUGAGUACAUGGAGAUGCUCAACGCGGCCGAAGUGUUUGGCCGUAUCAUGAUUGAGUACGAUUACCCAGAGUGCACGACUGCCUGGUACGGCAGCUGGGGCAUCUGCUUCACCUACGCUGCCAUGUUUGCUCUGGAGAGCUUGGCGAGCGUGGGCGAGACGUACAGUACUAGCAAUUACUCCAAGAAAGGCUGCGAAUUCCUGCUCUCCAAGCAGCGCGAGGAUGGCGGGUGGUCUGAGAGUUACAAGGCCUGCGAGGAUAUGACGUGGCACGAACAUCCUACUGGCUCGCUAGUCGUGCAGACUGCUUGGGCUCUCAUCGCCCUCAUGGAGGCUGGGUAUCCUCACGUCGAGCCGCUCCGAAAGGGCAUCAAGCUCAUCAUGGAUAGACAGCAAAAGAAUGGCGAGUGGCUGCAGGAGGCUAUCGAAGGCGUGUUCAACAAAAGCUGCAUGAUUUCGUACCCAAACUACAAAUUUACCUUUACAAUCAAGGCUCUGGGGCUCUUUUCCAAGAAGUUCCCUAAUGAGAAGGUUGUCUAG